Molecule: messenger RNA, 10075 nt
Organism: Peromyscus leucopus (white-footed mouse)
Lineage: Eukaryota; Metazoa; Chordata; Mammalia; Rodentia; Cricetidae
Gene: C6H4orf54
Product: chromosome 6 C4orf54 homolog
Exons: 2
Coding region: 535-5928 (1797 amino acids)
Source: RefSeq, a predicted model, not a curated record
UCAAACAAAUAGGUUAUGUUCCACGGAGUGUAAGUUUGGCCAGAGGAAAGGAGGAUGAAGAAAAUUCUUGUCCUAAGAAAACUUUUAUUGCCAUCACUCAUCCGAUUUCGCUCUCGAAAGAGAGAGUAUGCAAAUGAGGCAAAUAUAAAAUUACCAUAUGCACAAGGGGGACGCGAAAUAUUUCUGGAGUUUCCUUAACUGAUUUGAAGUGUGGUGCAAAAUUUGAAUUUUGAACAAGGAGAGAAAAUUCAUUUAAUCAGAGGCUGGGGAGAGAAAGAUGGCAGUCAGUGAAGGGUAAUUGUGUACUCGCUAGACGACUCUAAAACAGAUUACAAAGAACAUUUGGCGGAUUUGAAUCAGAAGCCACAUUCCUCUCCCACCCCACCUCCUCUCCUCAUCUCUUCACAGCCUCUUCCGUUUACCCUCAAGUGUAGUUUCGGUAUGACUAGGGAAUGGACACUAAAAAUAUUUCUGGAAUGACGUGACCCUCUGUCUCCCCAUCCAGGAAAGCGACAAGGCUGCUGCACAAGACACAUGCUUUCCCUUCAUUUCUGGCAGACCCGACGUCGACCUACAGAUGCUGCUUCUUCGCUGGCUGAUGGCAUUCAGACCACCAACCACGGACGGUGCCAGACAAGCGACUGGACGGGACAGCUCCUCCGCAGCAGGACACUGGCCACAGUCGCGGCCAGAGCCCCAGCCCCCUGGCUACAGACCACCUCUGCUGCCGCUCUUGGGAGCCCUCCCACCCCACUCUGGCUCGCCGAGGCCCCACCGCAGGGGCUGAAGCACUGGGCGGUGGUGGUGGCAGCUGUAGCAAGGGUACCUACAGCCUUGGGGCCAGCCCAGGCACGUGGGAAACUGUUCCGGGCCACUCUGCGGCCCCUCCAGGACCAGAGGGGGACCCAGGACAGCCCCAGAGCUCACCACUGCCUCUUCUUGUCACUGGAACCUGGACAAGGGCUCAGAAUGGAAGGCGGUGCUUCGGACAUGAACUCUCAGACCAGCCUGACGCCUGCGGAGGACCCGGUGAGCCGAGAGCAAGACAGCCAGGAGCCCAGGCAGCAGCUGCGGCCGCUUCCUGAGCCUUCAGACUCUACCCAGGCUGAAGCCAAGUAUGUGGAGAUGUGUGCUUCAACUGGAGUCCGAAAGGAGAGCCCCCAGACUACGAAACUGCUACUGGAACACUGUCCUAGGGAGCAGGCCUCCGAGAGCCCAAAGACAAAAGCCCAGGAUGAACCCGGCAGCCAUGCCAGCGAGGCUUCGACCCCCAAGAAGAGUCCUGCUUCCCCCCAGUGCCCCAGCUCCUGGGCUGGCAAGAAAGACUUCUCAUCUUCCUCCUCCUCCUCCUCCUCCUCCUCCCCGGUGGACAGAGCAGAAGACGAUGGCAUUUCCAAAAUGGAUGAUCCCACCAAGUUAUUGGGGGUCCUGGCCACCUCCUCUUCAUCCUUGGGCUUUGAGAGUGAGCCGGAAAUGGGCUGCCAACAGCAAAACCGAGAAGAAGCAGGGGAAGGCGCAGGAGCAAGGGAGGGUAGAGGAGGAGGGGCCAGUGAUGGAACAGAGUGCAAGGACAUCAUUGCCAAGUCCCAGGGCAAGAGGGACCCCCCGAAAAAUGAGGAAGCACACUACAUCACCACCCAUGAGAUCCAGCUGAGUGAGGUAGAACAGGGCAUGGAUUUCGAUGUGGGGCUGGCUUCUCGCUGGGACUUCGAGGACAACAACGUGAUCUACUCGUUCGCGGACUAUGCUUCCUUUGGUGGCAGUGAUGAGACCCCAGGAGACGUCACCACCGAAGAGGACGAUGACAACAGCUGUUACGUCAGCACCCCUCCGAGCACCAACACCACUCGGACUCCCAGCCCCAUCAGCAGUGACCUGGCUCGCCCUAGUGCGGCGGGCGGCAGUGGUCGUGACACCAGCAGCACAGAAGUGGGCAGUGGCCCCUCCGACAGCGACACUACUCCCCCACCCACUGGACCUGGCACGGCCACGCCACCUGAGCCUGUCCGGGAGCUCCGGGAGGCAGCCUUAGGAGCACCGGCCACUGCUGCAAGCAGCUGUGGGAGUACAGCAAGCCAGAUCCUCCUAUCAAUCAAGCCAACUUCCCGGGCUAUAAAUGAGCCUAGCAACGUGCGGGCAAAGCAAAACAUUAUUUAUGCUGCCAAGCAUGAAGGCGACAUGAGCCUCCGAGUCUCUACAGCUGCUGAACGCAAUUCAAGUUCACAGAAGCAAGAUUCGGCCGCAGCCGUGGCUCAGGACCAUGCAAAGAAAUUCAUCGCAGUCCCUGCUCGCCUGCAAACCAGGUGCGGGGCCAUCCGGGCAAAGGAGCUGGUGGAUUACUCCAGCGGAGCCUCCAGUGCAGUGAGUGAGCUGGACGAUGCCGACAAAGAGGUGAGAAACCUAACUUCCAGGGCCUUCCGGAGCCUCGCUUACCCCUAUUUUGAAGCUCUGAACAUCAGCUCCCGAGAAUCCUCCACCACACUCUCUGAAGUGGGGUUUGGACGAUGGUCAACCUUCCUGGACUUAAAAUGUGGCGGUGUCGGGGCCAGAGUGGAGCAGAGCCUGCUGAGGAGCAGUGCGGCCUCCGUGGCUGCAGGUCUGAGGAAGGGCGGUGGCACCCGAGCCGCUGCGGACCAGCUCUACCUCCAGGCCAAGAAGUCCCAGACCAAGGCCUUAGAGUUUGUGGUCAGCAAAGUUGAGGGAGAAAUCAAACAUGUGGAGACCCCCCUGUGCUUCCAGAAACAGGUCCAAACUGGCUCCCGGGUCGUCACCCUUCUGGAGCCCCUCAAUCUACGAAGUGAGAGUAAAGCCAGCAAAGCCAGCUCAGCCACCGGGCCCAGCAGAGUCACCAAGGGGUCCAGCAAAGGCCCGGGGUCUGUGUACACGGAUGAUGGGUCAGAGGCGUCCGAGGGUAGCAAGCCUGCCUCCCGCAGUGACGGCCCCCAGAAGAAGUCCAAGUUUGCUUCGAGUCUGCUCAAAAACGUCAUUUCCAAGAAGAUGCAGCGAGAACAUGAGUUCAAGAUGGAGAGGGGAGAAGUCUCUGACACGUCUCACUGUAGCGCCCCCAGCACCUCUAAGGAGGCAGAGGGCGCUCCUGGGGCCGAGAAGCCGUGGGAGAGGGGUCUGCAGAGGCAGAGCUCGCGCCACUCAGAGGCUAGUUCUGAGUACACCGUGGUCAGUGUGUCUGAUGCAGCGGAAGGGUCUGUCGUAGGUUCUAAAUCCCCCGUUUUCAAAGCCAGUACUCCUCGAGAGAGCGGCAGCACAGGCCCCGGCCGAAAUUUCUCUGAUGGACACACGGAAGUGUGUGAAAUUAAAAAGAGUGCUUCAGAGACUGUGAAGGGCAUCUUCCUUCGGAGUCAGAACAGCGCCUUCCGGACAUGGAAGGAGAAAGAGGCGGAGAAGCUGGAGGAGAAAGCUCCCAUCGGAAAACUGAAGCUCCCCAAAGGUGGGGACUGGAGAGCUGAUCUUGGGGAGAUCUCUGCCAGCAAGUCCACCAUCAUGUCUCGCCUCUUUGUUCCCAACAUCCAGCAGACACCCAAGGACAAACAGCCGGAGAAGCAGGCCAUCAAGUACCCCGCGGCUGCCCAGGCUACCUCCAUGGCAGUGGUCAGGCCCAAGGCACCUGAAAUCAAGAUCCGCCUAGGAAGUGUACAACAGCCAAGCUCAGAUUUCAACAUUGCCAAGUUGCUCACGCCCAAACUGGCUAGUGGCAGCAACUCAAACCUCUUCAAGACCAUUGAGGACAACAGCAGGACCCAGCAGAAACUCUUCCGUGGUGGGGACAAUCUGGAAAAAGUGCCCCAGUUCCAGGUGAGAGAUGUUAGAGACAAGUCCAAGGCCCCAGGACCUCUCCACCAGGUGAGGGAUGUCAGGAAACUGAUCAAAGGGUCAGGGGACAGCAGCGACAAGGGCAGUGUCACCCCAGAGCAGGGGUUGACAGGGCCUAAGCCUAGGCAGCUGACCGCUGCCACGGGAGGAUCUAGGUCCUUGUCCCCUAUGGUGAUUAUGUGCCAGGCGGUUGUGAAUCCAAGAGAAGACAGUGUGGAUCGAGAGCCCAGGGAAGGUGCAGGAAAAGUGGGCAAUGGCAGCAGAGUCUUGAGCUCCUCCCCAGAAGGGACUGUCUUGGUUCACAGGGCAUCUGGCAGGCUGCCUGUGGCCACCAUUGCCCCCAAUAAAUCUGAACAGGGCUCUUACCUGCCUGUGCUUAAGAUUGUCUCCAAGGCGUCUGCUCAGAGGACCCCAGAGAAAGCCAAAGAGGACGACAUUAAGGAGGAAGGGAAAGCGCCGAAGCCAGCCCGGAAUGCCUUGGAGAAGCUCACAGCGGCGGUGAGGUCCAUGGAAGAGCUAUAUAGCUUCAACAGAAAUGAAUGGAAGCGCAAAAGCGACCCUUUGCCCAUGAUGGCCGACAGCCAUGUCCUGUCACUCAUCGCCAGUGAGGAGAGGGAAGGGGUCGAGGGAGCUGAAGGAGACCCAGACAAGCCGGCCAAGCAGUUGGGGCAGAUGGAAGAACGGGACACGGGACACAAAGGCGGUGUGGUCCUGAGAGGGGCCCCCAUGGAGCGUCUGCAGAGGAGGAACUCGAACCCCAGCACCGAGAGUGUGUCUGCCCGGGCAGCUGCCUUCGAGAACAUGGCCAAAGAAAGGCCCAGGUCUCUCUAUAUCCCCCCAGUCCACAAGGAUGCGGAAAGAACCCAACCUCUGCAGCCCCUCCCCCCGCUCCCCAGCAGCCGGAAUGUGUUCACAGUGAGUGCCAGCAGCACUCAGAAAACUGGGGGUGUGGCCGGCAAAUUCCCACAAGGGCCUUCUCCAGAGAGCCUUUCACCAGCCAAGGGCAUCAGAUCGCAGGGACUCAGAUCCCUCAAGAUCUCCCCAGCCACCCGAGCGCCUCCUGAUGAGGCCACCAGCAGGAAAACUGCUGCCAGCCUGGAGAAGAGCAACAGUGACUGUGAGAAUUACCUGACCAUCCCCCUCAAGGGCAGCUCUGCCGCAGGGGAGUUGCUUGGCAGGCCUGGGGCUUCCAGAGAAGGGCCUGCCAGCUCCUCAGCGGCCACUCUUUGCAGCUUGCCUCCACUGAGUGCCCGCAGUCAGGUCCCCAGUAACUCCAAAGGCUCUCACGUCAGUGGAACCAGCAGGCCAGCCUGGCGUACCAAACCUGACAACCACCGAGAAGCAGUCGCUGCCCCGCCAGGGCCUCAGAGCCCCGAGCAUACUCCCACAGCUGUCUACCACCAGCAGGCAUUGCCCUUCACUCUCCAGGGGGCCCAGCCUCAGGUCCUCUGUUUCUCCCCUCCUGGAAUGCCAGCCCCAGCCCCUGCAGGCCCGGCCGCAGUCCCCACAGACCCCUUUCAGCAGCCACAGCCUCAGCAGACACAGCGCAAGAUGCUCCUCGACGUGACCACUGGCCAGUAUUAUCUGGUGGACACGCCCGUUCAACCUAUGACCCGGAGAUUGUUUGACCCCGAGACAGGGCAAUAUGUCGACGUGCCCAUGACCUCCCAGCAACAACCGGUGGCACCCAUGUCCCUUCCGGUGCCUCCUCUGGCCCUGAGUCCCGGGGCCUACGGGCCCACCUAUAUGAUCUAUCCCGGAUUCCUGCCCACGGUGCUGCCCCCCAGUGCCCUGCAGGCCACACCUAUUGCUCACACUGCGGGAGGCAGUGAGCUCUCGGUGGCAGCAGAGACCCCCAACAAAGAGACAGCUGCGGCGGCGUUCACUGAAGCCCCAUACUUCAUGGCCUCCGGUCAGUCCCCUGCCUCCUCUUCCUCCUCAGCCCCCGCAGCCACAUCGCAGCUCGUGGGGGCCAAGGGCUUCGCCCAGCUGCACGGCAAGCCCGUCAUCAGCAUCACCUCACAGCCCUUGGGGCCACGGAUCAUCGCUCCCCCUUCCUUUGAUGGCACCACCAUGAGCUUUGUGGUGGAACACAGAUGACCGGAGUCACAGGAAGGCCGUUGGGACAGCCCCUGGAGCAAGACAGAAAUAAGGCCUGUUCUUCAAUCUGAAGGUUGCAUCGUAACACCUGAAUUCAUCUGAAGAACUUUCAGUUGUGUUACAAACUUUUAUUUCUUAUGAACCAUGUGUGUAAGCUUGUAUAUUUUCCUGAACAACUGCCUUAAGGUAGUUUUUGUUAUUUCGGUUUUGCUAAGAUGACUGAAUGGUUGUGUUUCUCCCCGUGAAGUAUUUCUUUUUAUACUUUAAUACAGGAUGUAAGCUUUCUUACCGCUGCCUUCUCUUCUGCACUUGUGGCCAGGGAAACCGUACACUGAGUGUUUAAAUGGUUCAUUCAAAACAAGCCAUAGAAUCUCAUUGGUUCUAUUGUAAACCCAAUCAGCAUAUUGAUAAUAGGAUCACAAAUCACCUUGGAGUUCCUUGGACUGUAUCUGCGGCUCUCAAGAGUCCAACCUUUGUUGUAAGUGUGCAGCAUACACACCCCGCCCCCUUUAAUGAUUCCCUUCAUGGACUGCCUCCUACCUCUCCAUCUGCAGCCUGAAGUUUGGGGGCAGUAGAAUUGGCAGUGAACUUUGCUCCAGUGGCUCUGACUCCCUCGGCCCUGGCCAUCCCAAAGUAGAAACUCUGUAACCACAGUGCCUACUUCCUGCUUCAGGUUUUAACAGAUAUUAAGAUUCCAAACCUUGGGAUAUUUUACUGACCAGUUGUAACCGAAUUCUGACUGAAGGGAUCCAUUCAGCUUGUCCUAAUCGGUGUCUCAAUUAAGUGAUACACAGAAGAAUUUCUUAGUUACUCUCUAACUGAACAUGCUUUUAAAACCCAUGCAUUAUCUCAGGACUUCCAUAAGGAAUCUCUGUUCAGUUACUCAUUUGUUUAAAGACAAAACAUUCUGGUAAAUUCUUUAAAUAAUCAUUUUCAUUUUGGUGAUCAUCAAUAUUUGGUUUCUACUUAAAAGUGUUUCUUAAAGUAAAGGAUUUUAUGGGGCCUUAAAAUACUGAAUUUUCUAAGGGUUUUACAAUUUUAUUACUUUUUAAUUGUGUUGUGUUUUUUAAAAUCCAGACUAACAAACAAAUUCAAUGUUACUUCCAGGGCCUCCCUUACCAGGGAAAAACAAGUUCUAAAAAUUAAGUUCUUUUACAUAAAGAGCAAUAUUUGAAGCAGAAAUAGUGGCUUUAGCCUCUCAGCCACUGGCCUACAAGCUGUGAAAUAAAGUUUUGUCUCCGAGGCAUGUGCUAUGAAGCAGGAUUUCUGGUGUGGAAGAUGUCUUUGGGCCAUAUUUAGGAAAAGUGAUAUUUCCUAGAAGAUUUACCCCAGAACUUUAGCAUUUUCCAGGCAAACUGGCCACGUAUAAGGUCACUUAAUAUUGGAGCAAAAAACUAGAACCUAUUUCUUUCAAAGAUCUCAAACCUGUAGCCCUAAAGCAGCGAUGUGAACUCUCAAGGAUUUGAAUGAAAAGAAUGGACUACACAGGGUUUACAUGGGCAGAACCCACGCCAGGAAGGAGUCUUCUGUCCCAGGAGACUUGCAGGAAAGCUCCAUGGGUUUGCUAGCCACCACCUACAAAGAGAGACUCCUCCUCAAGAAAAUGUGCCAGUCCAGAGACUGCGAGCCCAUGGGCUACUAUCAAUAUUUAUCACCAGCAGAGCUGAGCCUUCCAUUCUCACAGAGGAGGAGAGAAACUGAGGGGGCGGGACAAAGAAAAUUUUAUUUGUUGCGUCUAUGGAAAAGGCUGCGCCCUCCCACACGUUUCCAAGGAUGUGGGAAGAGUCCAAGUAGUUAAAAUACAAUUACAAGCUCGUGUUUGUGCCUCUUCUACCAGCUAUUGGUCAUCUCACAGCUGGAUCAUCAUCUGCUGGGCCGUUUCCUACCUCAAGUGACAAAGAAGGAAAAUUCUCACAGGCACACAUCCCAAUCUCUGGGUCUUUUGUUUUGUCAUUUCUGGAGCUUGCAUGGACAUUUGAAUGAAGUGGCUUUUCCUUCUUCUUUCAACCAGUGUGGGAUGAACCAAGAAUCUAGAAAGCCUUCUACCGCAAGAAGUAAUAACUCUCAACAGUGUCUCUUUUCACUACUGAACUACCCAACCUAUUUUAUAUCGUAAAACCAUUAAUUAAAAAAAGUACCCUAAAUAGAGCUAUGAGCUUGAAUUUAAACAGAAUGUGCCCUGGCCUUUGUAAUUUUUUUUCUCAAGGUUAUGUGUGAGGCUCAGUUUCCAGAAUGAUCAUGAGGAACUCUGUGAUGGGAUUUCAAUCCGUUGAUCCUUUUUCCCUGUUGGUAAUGGGGUCAUGUUGAAACAGGCCUCAUUGGACCUGCUUCUUGAAAACCAAACACAUUUGUAGCCAGUAUGAAAAUUCAGUUGCCCAGAAUGUAUUUCUUUGAACACUUAUUGAAACUACCCUCCGGAGUAAAUGAAGCCCAGGAUAAAGCAUCUGUGUACAUGUGAUCAUCCCUGACUAGUUGAGCCAAAAAUGAAUUAUACUUUGACAACUUUAUGAUACAUUUCAAAAAUUAGCACACAUUUCAAAUUAAUCUUAUAUAACUAGAAAAAUGUCUAGUGACACAAAUAUAUUUUUCUCUAUUCAUAUUUGACCUUUUCACUCUUGAUUCUUAAAAAGAUUCAAUGUCCUCUGAUACUCUUUGUCUACUGUAGAAACAAUGACCUGUAUUUGCUACAAACCAAAUGAUCCUAUCCCCUGAACUCUAUCUAGCUUGGCCUGAAGGACAGAAUUGAUUCCUAAGUAAAUGGCUAUACUUCCACAAUGAGUGAGUGCAGUGUUGGUUUCUAAGUAGAUGACUAUAAUCUCAUGAUAAGUGUGUAUAUGUGCAUAGGAAACACAUUCAUCGAUAUUCUUUGUAUUUAAGACUAUCAUGGUAUACAUUUUCUUAUGUGGUGCUUGAGGAGUUUCAUUCUACAGUUUACAAGGUGUAAUAUUUGCACCCUAAAAUCUCAGGGUAUGCUAUUUUACCCAGAUACUUGAAAGAAAAAGGUGCCCUGUAUUUCAUCAGUACUGUUGAUGGGGGAAAAUUACAUGUAAGUUUGUUUGAGAAAACUGCUCAUAAAAUCAAAUCGAUAAGCUGUUAGGCUUUUACAUAAUUUCUAAGGAGAUGUAUACAUAAGUAAUAUAUAUUGUCAAGAGACUGCUUAUAUAGUCUUUAAUUUCUGGGUCUGAGGUAGGCCUCACAAGUCCAUAAAUUCACAAAGAAAGCAUGUAGCCUUUGCUCAGUAGUGCCUUGAACUUGAAUCGAACUGGAAUCACACUCCAUUUGUGUGUGACAUGUGUGCACACGAGACCCAGAAGGAGGAUUCUAAAAUGGGGGCUCCUGUGUAUGCCCCGUGUCUCUGAAGAGAACUGAACAUUCACUUCAACACUUGUGAGCUAUUAACACACUCAGCAUUUCAUGUUGCAAGUGUAUUAUUGGAUUUAUUCCUGUCUAAUUCAAAAUGGUGCAGAAUAAAAUAUACACAGCUAAUUUAGUUUUUCUUUAAGUUUCUGAAUUGCUUUUUUCAAGGUAGUGUUAGUGGCAACAAGUCCUUCCAGGGUUCCCUGAGUUUCCCACUAUGCCUGUAUCUGUUUUCUGGCAGAUGAUCUCUUCCCACCCGACCCGUUUUGAAGAGAUGUGUUUAUGUAUUUACAUAUAAAUUUUAAUCUUGUAUAGUGAUGACAGUGGUGGUGGAAGAGAAUGUGAAGACUGUGGAAGUUAUGUAUGAAUAGAAGAGUGUAUAUUGUAUAAUGCAUAAAGAAGGACAUUGGAGAAUGUUGAACUAUAUACCCCAGACUAUGAAUGACGGUAUGCGGAAAGAAUGUGAAAAUUUUAAAUUCAUUAAUGUAAUCUUGGUGGAGAAGUUCCUGGCUGAGGUUUGAUGUGAUUCUAUGGUACAAUGCUGUGAGCCUGGCUAAGGGAACUUUGAAUCCAGCCAACAGCUCCAAGAUUUGCCUUUCAAGUGCUCUUGCCUGUGUAGAAGACUACUGAGAUGAGAUUUUGCGAGAAAAGCCUACUUACCUUUAACUGACAGCAUUUAUAAAUGAUGGUGCAAUCUUGUGUACUGGUUUUUUUUUUUUAUUUUGACAGCUUUGAAAAAGAUGUUUGUUGUUGUUGUUGUUUUCCAGUAAAAGUAACUAUAAAGAAAGCA